Lactuca saligna is the source of this 2391-nucleotide messenger RNA. NCBI's taxonomy places the organism in Eukaryota, Viridiplantae, Streptophyta, Magnoliopsida, Asterales, Asteraceae. The record is from the annotation of a GenBank genome assembly.
AUGGGAGACGGUUUGCCCCUUUCUUCUUCCUCGUCGAAUUCAAAAAAGUCUUUGACGCAUUUCCUCAAACAUCUUGAUGGCAAGGUCAAAGCAACCGGAGAAAAUGGUCCCGGUGGGGAUGCAACCGGUGAUACGGAUGAGGCGCUUCAAGUUGUAAUUGAGAAAUCGAAAAAGCUUUUGGCCAAGCAGAGAGACCUUCUUCAACAGAUUGCUGAACGAAGGGAAAUAAUUGCAUCAAUAAGUAAUACUACCAAAAUAAAAUCUGAGAAAGAAGAAAUUUCAUCUGAAGACGAGGAGGAAAAAUCCUUUCUGGAACUGGAUUCUAAUAUUUCUGAUGACAUCUACACACUUCAAAAUCCAUCUACCAGCAAAAUUUAUGAAAUAGAUACAUCAAAAUCCGGAAUCAGAUCCUUUCAAGAUGAAGAUUUCAGGAACAAGCUUCAUGACACAAAUUCAGAGAAAGCGACAACAAAUACAAAAGAGUUGCCACCAUUUGUUUCUGAUAUCUCACCCACAUUAAAAAAAUUCGAAAAUACCAAUGAAUCAACAUUACACCAUGUAAAAGAACAUGUGCCAGAUGCUCCCAUGGGUGACAAUUCAAAAUCCCCUCCUUUAGCAGGUCCAAAUGUAAUGAAUAUCAUAUUAGUCGCUGCAGAAUGUGCUCCUUGGUCUAAAACAGGUGGUCUUGGAGACGUUGCUGGAGCUUUACCAAAGGCUCUGGCUUAUCGUGGGCAUAGAGUAAUGGUAGUAGCACCUCGCUAUGGAAAUUAUGCUGAUCUUCAAGAUACAGGAAUUAGGAAGAGGUAUUCGGUGAAUGGACAGGAUAUGGAGGUGCAUUACUUUCAAACAUACAUAGAUGGUGUGGAUUUUGUUUUCAUUGAAAGUCACAUGUUCAGGAACUUGGGGAGUAAUAUAUAUAGUGGAAAUCGCACUGAUAUUCUUAGACGCAUGGUUUUAUUCUGCAAAGCAGCUAUCGAGGUUCCCUGGCAUGUUCCAUGUGGUGGGCUCUGCUACGGCGAUGGAAACUUGGUAUUCAUUGCUAACGAUUGGCAUACUGCACUGUUACCGGUUUACCUCAAAGCAUAUUAUCAUGAACAUGGAUUAAUGCAAUACGCAAGAUCCGUUCUUGUCAUUCAUAACAUCGCUCAUCAGGGACGUGGGCCUGUAGAUGAUUUCUCCUACACCGAUCUCCCACCGAAUUACUUAAAUCUUUUCAAAAUGUAUGAUCCAAUCGGUGGUGAACACUUCAACAUCUUUGCAGCAGGUUUAAAAACCGCAUACCAAAUCAUCACAGUAAGUCACGGAUACACAUGGGAGCUAAAAACCACCGAAGGAGGUCGCGGCCUCCACAAUAUAAUCAACGAAAACGACUGGAAACUAACCGGAAUCGUCAACGGAAUCGACAAACAGGAAUGGAAUCCUGAAUCCGACAUCCAUCUAACUUCCGAUAACUACACCAACUACUCCUUAACAACACUCCACACCCACAAGCCGCAAUGCAAAGCCGCACUCCAAACCGAACUCGGGCUGCCCGUUCGGGCAGACGUCCCGGUCAUCGCGUUCAUCGGGAGACUAGACAACCAAAAGGGCGUUGACUUGAUAGUAGACGCGAUCCCAUGGAUGGUUGACCAAGAUGUACAAGUGGUGAUGUUGGGUACGGGUCGACCCGAGCUUGAAAACAUGCUAAGGGAAAUGGAGGCCCGGUAUCGUGACCGGGUCAGGGGUUGGGUCGGGUUUUCAGUCAAGAUGGCUCAUAGGAUAACUGCGGGUGCGGAUGUUUUACUAAUGCCAUCGCGGUUCGAGCCGUGUGGGUUGAACCAGUUGUACGCGAUGAGUUAUGGGACGGUGCCGGUGGUGCAUGGAGUGGGUGGGUUGAAGGAUACGGUGCAACAGUUUGACCCGUAUAGGGAGACCGGGUUAGGGUGGGUGUUUGACCGGGCGGAGACUGGGUUGUUGAUUGAGGCGGUUUGGAAUUGUUUGUUGACUUAUAGGGAGUAUAAGGAGAGUUGGAAUGGGAUUCAGAGGAGAGGGAUGAUGCAGGAUUUGAGUUGGGGGAAUGCUGCGUGUCGAUAUGAGGAGGUUCUUGUUAAGGCCAAGUAUCAAUGGUGAAAAAGGGUUAGAGUUUGAGUUUAGUUGUUGUACAUUUGCUAGUAAGGUCUUGUUUAUAUGGUUAUACAUUUUAACUUGAUUAAGACAUCGAUGAUGGAAUAAAUUUUAACUUUUUAGACUGUAAUUGGAAUAUUUAUAGAUGUAAACCACAACAAUUAGCAAGAGUACAACUUAAGAAGAAAAGGAAACAAUAUUUUUAGGACUAUGUGCACUUAAAUGUAGAUGAUCACAACAAAGUGAUUAACUUGAUUGUCACGGUGUUCCGACUAAUUUGAGAUUAAC